UUUCUGUAGAUUGUCUCAUGAAAGAGAAAGGAAGCACAGAAACAGCUAAAUAUCUGCAGGAAAAGUUGAGACAAGAAAUGGAGGAACACAUCAGAGAAGGUAAAGGCAGCGCAGAAAAGGUCCAGGAGCGGGUAACCAGAAUCCAACAGCUGAAGGAAGCUCUGAGAGAGGAAACACUGAAGAAUGGGAAUGUUUCAGAAAAGUCCCAAUUCUGUCAACAAUCUCAGUUGGAAUACAAUGAAGCGCAGGAGCGGAGGAGGCAACUUAAGGAGGAUCACACAAGAUUAAUUCAGGAGGAGGUGGCGAAGAUGGAGAGAGACUUGGCGCAGGAGCAGCCGCCGACAGAAAGCCCUCAGAGGGAGCUGCUGGUGCUGAGCAGAGAGAGGCAGGUCCUGGUGAUGCAAAUAGAGGCGCUUCGUGCCGAGGCCCAGCAGGCAGAAAGCGACCUUCAGGAUCAGCAUCACAGACACCAAACGGAGCUGCAUUGUUUGAGGGAAGAGAGCCUGCAGGUGUUCAGGGCGUUUCGUCAAGUUAGCGAGGAGCAGAGGAAGAUUUCAGAGGGAAGAUAUAGGAGUGUGCUGCUGGAAGCUGUGCAGGAUGCCAUCUACCUGUCGGCUCAGAAUCAGCAGCUGCAAGCUGAAAACAAGGAACUUCGAAAAGCACUGGGGGAGAUUAAAGACGCUCUUGCUGUGCGAGGAGAUCCUGUGACUGACCUGAUAAACCAGCAUCAAUGAGUCUCAUACUGAAAACGCGUGUUGGUAAAUGGUUCAG
Molecule: messenger RNA, 771 nt
Organism: Xiphophorus hellerii (green swordtail)
Lineage: Eukaryota; Metazoa; Chordata; Actinopteri; Cyprinodontiformes; Poeciliidae
Product: trichohyalin
Exons: 6
Coding region: 18-734 (238 amino acids)
Source: RefSeq, a predicted model, not a curated record